This is a messenger RNA of Frankliniella occidentalis (western flower thrips), 2184 nucleotides long. RefSeq names its product translation factor GUF1 homolog, mitochondrial (gene waw). Gene Ontology annotation, cellular component: mitochondrion. NCBI's taxonomy places the organism in Eukaryota, Metazoa, Arthropoda, Insecta, Thysanoptera, Thripidae. The record is from RefSeq and is a predicted model, not a curated record. Gene Ontology annotation, molecular function: GTP binding; GTPase activity; mitochondrial ribosome binding. Gene Ontology annotation, biological process: positive regulation of translation.
AUGAGAUAUUUUAAAGUUUGCAAAACUGAACUUAGCAGACGUUCACUCGCAGGGUUGCGCAGAAAGCAGAAAGCGUGAGAUAAAGGAUCAAAAAAUUAUGGAAAGAAUUCACAAAUAUCCGUUAACACAAUGACUAAUCUUUCACAAAUAUAUGUUAAGUUUCGACCAUUCUGCACUUUACCUUGUCAUAUUGGUUCAAUCAACUCUUUUCAAUUUCGGUCCCAGUAUUUAAACUUUAGGUUAUCUCUUCAUAGGUUGUACUGUGAUGGCAGGGAUAAAAUUGUAGACAGUCAACAUAGUCAAGGUGAAACACCAUUUAGUGAUAUACCUGUCAGUCACAUUCGUAACUUUUGUAUCAUAGCUCAUGUCGAUCAUGGCAAAAGUACACUUGCUGAUCGCUUACUUGAAUUCACUGGAGCUUGGAGCCCUUCCGAACACAAGGGUCAACAAGGAGCAGGAAAAACACAGCAAGUUCUUGACAAACUUCAGGUAGAACAAGAGCGUGGCAUUACAGUCAAAGCUCAAACUGCAUCUAUUAGGUAUACUUAUGAUGGUGAUGAGUUUCUUCUUAAUUUAAUUGAUACCCCAGGCCAUGUUGAUUUUUCAAAUGAAGUUUCACGGUCUCUGGCUGUUUGUCAGGGUGUUAUAUUGCUUGUUGAUGCCAAUGAGGGUGUUCAGGCUCAAACAGUUGCGAAUUUUUAUAUGGCUUUUACAAGGGAGUUGGUUGUUAUCCCAGUUUUGAAUAAAUGUGAUCUUAAAAAUGCUGAUCCGGAAUGGGCUGCAUCUCAGUUGCAACAACUCUUUGACAUUGAUACAUCAACUGUUUUGAAGAUAUCAGCAAAGACUGGAAUGGGCGUUGAUGAUGUUUUGAGAUCUAUUGUUGAACGAAUACCCCCUCCUGAUGUAGAUCGAGGUGCUGCACUCCGUGCUCUGGUCUUUGAUGGGUGGUUUGAGCGUUACAGAGGAUUUCUUACAAUGUUGUAUGUAGUAGAUGGAUCUAUCAAAGUAAAUGAUGAGAUUGUUUUUACUUCUGAAAACAGUGAUAGUGAUGGUAAAGUUAAAAAGAAGUAUAUUGUGAAAGGUCUGGGUGUCUUGCAACCUCAUGAGGAAAGUACUGGUGUAUUGGAAGCUGGCCAAGUUGGGUAUAUGUUUUGUAACAUCCGCUCUGCUGGUGAAGCUCAACUAGGCUCAACAGCUCAUAAAAGUAAGGAUUUGAUCACACCACUUAGUGCAUUUCCUCCUGCUCAGCCCAUGGUGUAUGCUGGAUUGUAUCCGAUUGAUCAGUCUCAAUUCCAAAACUUACGGAUAGCUUUAGAAAAACUACUUAUCAAUGAUUCUGGUGUUACAAUGGAGAUGGAAACAAGUGCUGCUCUUGGCGCUGGUUUUCGUUUAGGAUUUCUAGGGCUCCUUCACAUGGAGGUUUUCAGCCAGCGAUUGGCGCAGGAAUUUGGAACAGACACUAUUGCUACCACUCCUAGUGUAAGAUAUAAAAUGACUAUCUUUGGAGAAAAGGCCAUAAGAAAACAUGGUGGGGAAAAUAUUAUUGUGUCCAAUGCUGCUGAAAUGCCAGAUCUUAUUCACAUAAAGGAAAUGCUUGAACCGCUUGUUUGUGCAACCAUCAUAACUCCAGAUACUUACAUUGGCCCCAUUGUAAAGCUGUGCAUGGAACGCAGGGGGAAAGAAGUGUCAGCACCAGCAGCUAUAGAUUCCAAAAGAGUAAUGAUGAAAUAUAUUUUACCUUUAAAUGAGAUAGUUAUGGAUUUCCAUGACACUCUCAAGUCUUUAUCAUCAGGUUAUGCCAGUUUUGACUACGAAGAACAUGAUUAUGCUCCAUCAAAUUUAGCUAAGCUGGACUUUAUGUUAAAUGGAAUUGAAGUGCGGGAAUUAAGCAUCAUAGUACAUGAAAGUAAGGUCAGGGAGGAAGGCAGACGAUUAGUUGAUAAGCUAUGUGAAUUAAUUCCAAGAGAACAAUUUGGGAUUGUUGUCCAAGCAUCAACUCGUGGGAAAAUUAUAGCUCGAGGAAACAUCAAACCAUACAGAAAAGAUGUAACUGCAAAAUUGUAUGGCGGUGAUAUAACACGUAGGAAUAAAUUGCUGGCAAGGCAAAAAGAAGGAAAAGAGAGGUUAAAAAUGGUUGCUAAUAUUGGUUUACCAAGAGAUACAUUUAUCAAACUAUUGAAAAAG